GACAUCUCCUCUCCUUAUAUACGCUCACGGCUCACGUAUCCACCUAAUCACCUGGUACCUAGCUACCUACUCGUCACCAUCACCUAGGACGACGACCAAGCUGCAGCGGUGAGAGCAACGCAGGCUAGCUUGUUGCGGCAUGGCGUCGUCGAUGGCGGUGGCGCAGGCGGACGACGCGGUCGGGCUCGGGCCACGGAAGGGCGGUACCGGGGGCGGGGGCACGACGCCGCCUCCCACGCACCAGCAGCAGCAGCCCCCGCCGCCGCCGCCGGAACAGGUGCUCAGGUGCCCGCGCUGCGACUCGCCCAACACCAAGUUCUGCUACUACAACAACUACAGCCUCUCGCAGCCGCGCCAUUUCUGCAAGACGUGCCGAAGGUACUGGACCAAGGGCGGCGCGCUCCGCAACGUCCCCGUCGGCGGAGGCUGCCGCAAGAACAAGCGCUCGCGCUCCGCUGCAGUCUCCUCUGCCGCCGUUGCCGCGGCCUCCGCGCGCCUCUCGCUUAACAUGCCGGUGGAGGGUAUCGGCGCAGCGGGCGACCAGCAGGCAGCGUCCGCCUCAAGGCAGCUGGGCUUUCUUGGCGGCGGCCCUGCGGCUGACUACCGAGCCGCCGUUGGGAUUAUGGCGCUGCCACGGCUCCACGCGCCGGCCGUCGGCCAGUACGUGCCGUUCGGGGAGUGGCCAUCAGGGGCGGUGGACAUCGUCGGCGGCGGCGUGAACGGCAGCAGCGGCCACGCGAUGAACGGGGCGCACGCCGGGGCGGUGAGCAGCAGCAUCGCGUCGUCCAUCGAGUCGCUGAGCUUCAUCAACCAGGACCUGCACUGGAAGCUGCAGCAGCAGCGGCUCGCCACCAUGUUCCUCGGCCCGUCGAGCUCCGCUGUGGCCCAAGCCGACGGCGCAGCAGCAGCAACAGCGCAUGUCGGCGGCGCCUUCUUGCAUAUGGCGGGGGCCGGUAUGGAGGCCGUGCCGCCGACGACGUCGUGGUUCAUGGACAGCUCCUACGUGUUCCCUUCCCCGCCCCCGCCUGAGAAUACAGCUGCGGCCAUAACCAACACCACCACCACCUGCAACAUCAACAGUGGCCGAAGUAGCUGCGAUGACAACAACGCAACGUCGAACAACAACUGCGGCAGCGCAAUCCCGGCGUGGGGCGACAUGUCGACAUUCGCGAUGCUGCCGUAAGCAGUUGAUGAUGCCGAAGAGGAAGGCUGAUUCCGAAGGAAUUGAGCAAAGUAGCAUGUAUGCAUGCAGAGCUAAUUUGUUGUCAAUUAACUAGCCGUCUCUAACUAGGUUCAGAUAUAUUGAUCAAUCAUAUUGUGUGGUAUAUUUGUCAAAACAUUCUAAUCGAGACAAUUAACCAUGUAUCAUGUCAUGGUCUUUCUUUUCUUUUACUUUUCA
Messenger RNA from Phragmites australis (common reed), 1399 nucleotides. Its product is annotated as dof zinc finger protein DOF4.7-like. Gene Ontology annotation, molecular function: DNA binding; DNA-binding transcription factor activity. Bases 140 to 1183 code for a protein of 347 amino acids. The transcript has a single exon. Lineage: Eukaryota; Viridiplantae; Streptophyta; Magnoliopsida; Poales; Poaceae. The record is from RefSeq and is a predicted model, not a curated record. Gene Ontology annotation, biological process: regulation of DNA-templated transcription.